This is a messenger RNA of Scomber japonicus (chub mackerel), 3440 nucleotides long. RefSeq names its product alkaline ceramidase 2 (gene acer2). The transcript has 6 exons. Bases 237 to 1070 code for a protein of 277 amino acids. The record is from RefSeq and is a predicted model, not a curated record. Gene Ontology annotation, molecular function: hydrolase activity, acting on carbon-nitrogen (but not peptide) bonds, in linear amides. NCBI's taxonomy places the organism in Eukaryota, Metazoa, Chordata, Actinopteri, Scombriformes, Scombridae. Gene Ontology annotation, cellular component: membrane. Gene Ontology annotation, biological process: ceramide metabolic process.
GCAGGAGGCUUUGUGGAGGCACGGAGGCUUAAAAUGCAGCUCAGUCACGGUCGCAAUAGUCUACCACGUCGUCUAAUGCACAAUACGCGUGUGUCGGGUCUCCAUCGUUAGGAUUUUACUGUGUGAAGCAGGAGACGACAGAUCCAGACUGUUUCCUCCGGUGUUUAGUUGUGUCCAAAGCUGACGGCGGAGUGUCGUCUGCUCUGCACGGUCCAGCCGACUGAACCAGUCCAGACAUGAGUAACGUUAAUCUGAUUUUUUGGGACCAGUUGCAGGCUGGCAGCUCCGAGGUGGACUGGUGUGAAGGCAAUUACCUUAUUUACCCCAGCAUCGCUGAAUUUUACAACACGAUCAGCAACAUUUUGUUUUUUGUUUUGCCGCCCAUAUUAAUGUGCUUGUUCCGCCAAUAUGCAACACAUUUCAACAGUGGGAUUUACCUCAUAUGGAUUCUCCUGGUUGUGGUUGGUAUUGGAUCGACAUAUUUUCACGCCACCCUCAGCUUCCUCGGCCAGAUGCUGGAUGAGUUGGCCAUAUUAUGGGUGCUGAUGUGUGCCAUUGCCAUGUGGUUCCCAAAACGAUACCUACCCAAGAUGUUCAGGAGGGAUCGGUCAAGGUUCAAAGUGGUCAUCGGCAUCUUGUCAGGGAUCACCACGGGCCUGGCAUUUGUCAAACCUGUCCUGAACUCACUGUCACUCAUGACUCUCGGUAUCCCCUGUACUGCACUGCUCAUUACAGAGCUUAAAAGGUGUGAAAACCCCCGUGUGUUCAAGCUGGGCCUGAUCUCAGGGAUCUGGUGGGCGCUGGCUCUGCUUUGCUGGAUCAGUGACAGGAUAUUCUGUGAAAUGUGGUCAUCUGUCAACUUUCCCUAUUUACACUGUGCUUGGCACAUCCUUAUUUGUCUGGCUUCCUACUUGGGUUGUGUUUGCUUCGCCUACUUUGAUGUAGCAACCGAGGCCCCAGAGCGAGGUCCGGUCAUCAUGUUCUGGCCCAACGAGAAAUGGGCCUUCAUCGGCGUACCCUACGUUUCAUUUCUCUUUGUCCACAAGAAGUCUGCUAUCAAAGUGACUUAGAGUGACCCGAGUCUGCUCUGCUGGUUGUGGUUUGACAUUUCUCCCCAGGAUGUGUCCCGGCAAGAUAACAUCAACAUGUCUGUGAGUCAGGUUGCCUCCAUUAGUGGCUGAAAGAUGUGGGCAAAGCACAUUUUGGUCAAACAUUAGGAUUUACCUUUUCCUUUUUCCUUCCUUGGUCUGGUCUUCAUUACUAAACAGUGUUUAUGCAACUCUGUCAAAGAACAAAAGGUGUCACAGAUGUAUCUAGCUUGGUGACACAGGGUGACUCUUUACAUAACACCAUAUCAAAGCCAAGAAACCUUUUUCAGUGUUCUAAACGUGUUCUCAGGCUUUGCAAAGGGAAUCAUGUUAUCUCUAAAGAGUUAAGUAUUAGUAUUAUGCAUUUCAUGCUUUAUUAAAGACAAGAUUUUGUACAUUUUCUAGUAACUUGGAAAACCUCAUUAUAAAGCAUUAGAUUGCCUUUAUAAACACAAAUAUAGCAUCUCAUAGGUGCAGUCUGGCCAUUUCGAACCCAGGUUUAGGAUGAAUAAAGCACUGGAUACAUUAACUGUGAUUAAUGCAUAAUGCAUUCAAUUUUCAUCUUACUAUGCUCAAUUACUCAACCAGCUCGUACAUAAGAUGUUACAGAAGUGUUAUAGGAAGGUAAUUCACACAAAGCCUUAUGUGUGUUAAGUACGUAAUAGAUUCAUGCUGUUCUGCCUGCCAUCUGUGUCGACGAACAGUUGAGUUUAAGUCACAAACACACAAUAGGGUUGUUUCUGUGAUGGGUGUGUUUUACUUAUGUUUUACUUAUAGCAUGCAACUGUGAUUGUUCAGGAUAGUAUUUGAAAAAUGUGUUUAAUAUAUUAUUGUGUAUAGUUUGUUAACUUGUAGUGUAAUUUCCAUAGGAAAAACAAAUCAUUCAUAUAUUACUGAAUGAACAGGUACCCUUUGAGAUAGGCCAAAACCCAAAGUACAAAAAAAAUUGAAUGUAAAAUUAAAAACAUAUUGAAAUAUGACAAUUACCUAGUUUGCACAAGAUGAAGAAUAGUUCUCAAAGCCUUUAACUAAGAACACAGUGCAUAGCACUGUUAAAACAAUCCAGAUGACUGAUAAUUGAAAUAAUUUAAAAGUCAAACUGUUUAAAUUUUUUCAAAUUGUAUUGCUUAUGUACAGCAGCCCAAAACUGCUGAUAAGAUUUUCUUCUCCUGAUUUCAUUUCACAUAGGCAUCUCAACUUUCAAACUGUUCUUCAGGGUUAUUUAUUCUAGUAGACUCAGUAGACUUUAUGCUUAAACUAUGAAUACUGUGCAGGAAGCCUUAAUCAAACAGGACAACGGACUAACAAAGCAACAUGUUUGCUCUAAAAGGGGAAAGGCUGUAUAUCGAUUGCAUUAAGUAACAAAUGGAUGUGAGGUGUAGAUUUUGGGACAGAUUAGGUUUUAGUACCUCUUUAAUCUAUAGUCUAAUUUAGAAAAAAAGAGAACAAUUAAUUCUGUAUGUAGAAUUAAAAAGGGAAGUAUUUUGGGUGUUGCAAAGCUAAGCCUAAAUAGACAAGGAUCACCAAAGCUUUUUCACCUUGAACUAUUGUUGCUCAUGUUGUUCUUGAAAACUGCCUCAAGCUGUUCAACAAAUAUUAUUUUACUGCUGGGAAAAAACCUGUUCUCCUGCAGAGGCUUAUGGAAACUCAAACCAAUAAAAUAACUUGUGCAUACGUGAAGGAUCAAAUGAAGGAUCAGUAUUUGGAAGGAAACCAGCAAAUUUUCUGAUAUUCUGAUGUGAUAUUUUUUAACUACUUGAAGUAUUUUGUUAAAUCCAAAAACAAUUUAUAUUUUUGCAAGUGAAGUUCUGCCAAAUUUGAAGCCACUGCCUAAAGGGUGUGUGAUUUUGAUGUUAUUGUUAUUACUACCUUUGUAUUGCCAAACCUUGUUAUGAACUGUUUCUUUUUUUUAAUUUUAUUGUAGCUUCAGUAUUUGCAAUUUGAACAGUGUGGUCGAACAGAACAUUGUGCUGCAAAUCAUACAAGGGAUCCAUGAUAGUGGGUUGUUUCUAUGAUGGAGAGCAAAAUAUGCACAACUUCUAAACUAAGUCAGUGAAUCACCAUCAGAUAUGAAUAUGUGCGAACAGGGCAGCCUGUUUAAUUCUAAUCCUCUUCAUCGUGAUAUUUGUCUUGGCAUGAGGUGUAAUUAUGAUGACAUAACAGUGAAUUAUGUCUUUUUAAAGGACUUUUGUGUAUAUACAUCUUUUUUUCUCUGCUUGCAUUGACAAUACAGACAAACUGCACAGAGGUAUUUAUUUUCAUAAUUUAUCCUGUUUUUUGUAAACAAAUUUGUAAUAGAUUAUAACAUUAGUAUUUUAUUGUAUGCAAUAAACCCAAGCCAAUACUCUUGAA